AUGUAUGAAAAUUAUGAUUUUUCCAAAGAUGAAAAGUGGAAUCUCUAUAUUAAAUCAGCAGACAAUUCAAUGUACUAUUUCAAAUAUACUUAGAUCUACGGAAAGAAUGGAAUAUUUAAAAUAGAUUUGGUAUAAGGAAAACGUGAACAGAAAACAUCAAAUUGACAAUAAUAAAAUAUCAAAUGUCAAAGAGGAAUCUAAAUUACCAUAUUAUAUUUAUAGCACUGAGAAUAUAUUCAAAAUGUCAUUUAUGCUUUUGCUUUUUAUGUAAGGAGUAGCUUAGAUAUUUGGAUAUCUUUUUAAUUUUUUAGCAUUGUAAAGACAAAUACGAAAUACUCAAAUUUAAUAGAGAAAACAAUAUGUGAAGCUUUUGAUAAAUAAUGAAUUCUUUCAUAAUUUAGUGUUUUUAUUCCUAUUUCACUUUUUUGAGAGAAUGCACAAUAUUUUCAUAUAUAGUCCAAUUGUCAUGCACUCCUGGGUUGGAAUUUCAGAAUUUCUAUUCCUCCAUCAUAAAUCAAUAUAUGAAAGUAACAAAUUUGUGUGAUAAUUAGUAUAGGAAUGUAACAAUAUAUAGAUAAAACUAAGUAAAAUAAGGAACUUAUUAUGAUACAAAAAUAAAAAAUGGAAAUUAUUUUAUUUCCAGUCCUUUUAUUUGCAAAAUUCUUUUUUGACCUAGGUAAUUGGAUAUUAGUAAUAUUUUAUCUCGUUUUUUUAAAAAUGAAAUACCAUACAAAUAAUAGGUCUAAAGUGGCUUGGAUUUAAAUUGAUUAUUUUAUAGAGUCCCAUUUGCCUAUCUUUAUUGUUUCUGCCUAUAAAGAACUUAGAUAAAUCGCUGUACAUUUCUUUGUGGAUUGA
This is a messenger RNA of Paramecium octaurelia, 855 nucleotides long. The record is from the annotation of a GenBank genome assembly. Lineage: Eukaryota; Ciliophora; Oligohymenophorea; Peniculida; Parameciidae.